AUGGAGAGUACAGGAGUACACUUUAUGGACUGGCACUCGUUCUUAGGCUGUGGUGGCAGCUCCGUACAUUUGUGUCAGAGUCUCCGGGCCGGAAGGUUCCGCCCCAGCGGAAGUGGUUUCCGCCAGAAGUUGGUCAGCCUCACCCUGAAGGCUGCCUUGGUCGGCUCCUGGCUCCUGGGAAUAUUUCCCUUCACCUUCGACAGUUGGACUCGGAAAUUGCACCGUUCCAGAUGGCUAAUGGUCUAUGGACUCUUUCUGAAUGCAGGACUCGUGGCCCUGGUCAUUUGCAAUGACACCGAGGCCGAGAGCCAGGAGAGAAUGGAGGUGUUCCAUCGGAAUCCUUUGGCCCAGCAGAUCAACGGAAUCCACGACAUUCUGAGCCUUUUGAUGGUAUCCUUCAUGCUGUUGCGGGCCUACUGGAAAAGUGGCGAAAUCGAAAGGAUUCUGAAUGAACUGAUGGACCUUAACCACAGCCACUUCCGUCAUUAUGACUUGGAGGAGUGCUGCAGCUUCGACAAGUUCGUCCUAUACAAAGGACUCUCAGUAGUUUUAGAGUUUGCAUCGAUGGUGCUCCUGGAGCUCGGCAUGUCCCCAAACUACAACAGGCAGCUCUUCUUAGGCGUGACCAGCUUAUGCCUGAUGCUGCUGGGAGUCCUCCUGGGAGUCACCCACUUUCACUUCGCCGUCGUGUAUGUCUACCGAUAUGUGUGGAUUAUCAACAGAGAGCUCCUGAGGCUGGUCAAUCAACUGGCAGUGGGAAAUACUGUGGAAGCCUCCAGGGUGGACUAUCUGCUUAACCUCUACAAUCGCCUCCUGGAUAUUAAUGGCCGACUCGUCAAAAUCUACGACUACCAAAUGAUUAUGGUCAUGGUGAACUUCCUCUCCGCCAACAUCAUGUCCAUAUACUUUUUAAUCAUAUACGUCAUCAGUCUGAGGAAGGAGAUUGAUGUGAAGCUACUGACUAUAAUCCCCCAGGCCCUGAUUGUCAAUAUUUUCGACUUCAGCCUUAGCAUUGCAGUUUGUGAUUUGGCUGAGAGAACCGGAAGGCAGACCUCAACCAUCCUGAAGCUGUUCAAUGACAUUGGGAACCUGGAUGAAAAGGUGGAGCGAAGUAUUUCUGACUUUUCCUCCUUUUGCAGCCAUCAGAGGCUGAGAUUCAGUCACUGUGGCCUGUUUUUUGUAAACUACGAGAUGGGUUUCCGCAUGACUAUUACCAGUUUCCUGUACCUCUUGUUUCUCAUUCAGUUUGAUUUUUGGAAUUUGUGA
This is a messenger RNA of Drosophila bipectinata, 1266 nucleotides long. RefSeq names its product Gustatory receptor 22e (gene Gr22e). The record is from RefSeq and is a predicted model, not a curated record. Gene Ontology annotation, biological process: chemosensory behavior; male courtship behavior; sensory perception of taste. Gene Ontology annotation, molecular function: sweet taste receptor activity. Lineage: Eukaryota; Metazoa; Arthropoda; Insecta; Diptera; Drosophilidae. Gene Ontology annotation, cellular component: membrane; axon; dendrite.